AUGGUCCGCCUUCUCAACAUGCAUCUCUCUCUGAUGUUCGCGGCAAUGCUUGCCCCAGCCCUUGCGCAAAUUGACUCGAUCCCGACUCUCAUUGCACAGAUUACAUCAGCGGAUGUUGUCUCGACCACCUCUGCUUCCGUGCCCACUUCCAGCUACUCGAACUUCGCAAAUCAGUUCCUCACGCAGACCAACUCGCUUGGGGUGGUCACUGGUAUGCCAUCACUGCCAGCCGGUGUCAGCAACUUGUCGACCUUCACAUCGCAACCCGCCGUGGUCACAUCACAGCCUACUGUCGUCACUGCGCAGCCAGCAGUGGCAACUAUUCCGGCGGCGCUUCCGUCUGGUCUGAACACAAUCCACUUGGGAAAUGCAAGCUCUUUCGUCGUCAGCGUUGACACUUCGACGACUAUUAUCUUGGCUGGCACAGCCGCCCCCUCCACCCCUGGCCCAGCUCAGACUGGUCCCACAACCAUCGUUUCAGUCAUCAACUCUGGCCCAAACUCCGGCCUCGCAACUACCAUCACCACCACCCGCUCGCGUACCAGCGGCGGCGCAACGCCCACCACGGACGGCAGCUACAACUCGGACUCUCAAACGACCACAGCCGCGCCUACGAGCGUAAACACCGGCGCCGCCCAAGUGAAUGACUUCGACGCCGUCGCUGCCGCUGUUCUUGGAGCCGGUGCCCUCAUUGUAGCGUUCAUUUGA
Molecule: messenger RNA, 708 nt
Organism: Dissoconium aciculare CBS 342.82
Lineage: Eukaryota; Fungi; Ascomycota; Dothideomycetes; Mycosphaerellales; Dissoconiaceae
Exons: 4
Coding region: 1-708 (235 amino acids)
Source: RefSeq, a predicted model, not a curated record